AUGAACAUUUGUCCUCUUCCGGAAGACGCGGACUCAGAUCUCGCGACGUGGUCCCGCGAGAUCUUUGCGCACAACCUGACGGGCGAAGAGGAGAAGCUCAGGGAGGAGGCGGAGGUCAGGCUGGGGGACUUGGACGUGAAGAUGAAAGCGGCGGAGGAGGACCUGCGCGCCCGCGAGGCGAUGCUGCGGCUGGCGGCGCUAGAGUUGGACAACAAGGAGAAGGAAGUGGCGGCCAUCCGGGCACAAGAAUCUGCUGAGGCACAGAAGGCGGAGGCUGCGCGCACGCUGGCGCAAGCUGCACAGAAUGAAGCGGAGGAGAAGGCGGCGGCGGCAGCGGACAAGUUGGCCGUAGUCGUGAAGCGGUUGGCAGACGAGGAGGAGCGACUGGCGGCAGUAAAUGCGAGAAAAGUAGUCGUCGAGAAGGAAGUGGGAAGCGAAAACGAUGGUCCGGAUGCAAAGUUGAGACGGAUGGAGAUCGCGAAGGGGAAGAAGAAGCAGUCAGACGAAUCGGGUGCCGAGGAAGAAGGUGGACAGAUCUCGGCGGACGUGACGAGCGCUGCGGAAAAGAAGUUGGCGCUGUUGGAGGCCGAAAUCGAACAGGUGGAGGUCCAAGUCCGGGAAGCACUGGCAUUUGGGGCGCCCAAGACCGGACCCGGAAGUGGUGCCGACGGAGAAUCCGGAACCACGUCAGCGCCGGUCCCGGCCAAGGGGGUGAUGCAGCGCGAGGGGGGCCAGGCCGGGGCCAGCGGCGCGCUCAAGGAGAAGAAGAAUACGAAGGGCCCAGCAGCCACUGGAGCAAUCCUGACGUCCGAUGCGGAGGCGGCGAAGGCCAUCCAUGACCUGACGCUUAAGAAGGAGGCGGCCGAGGCGCAGUGCGCGGCGCUGGUGGCGGAGCUGAAGGCAAACGAGGAGAGCCGCAGCGAGUGGGCGCGCGCUCAACGGGCGGACCAAGAGGCGCAGCGGCUGUAUUUGGCGGAGCAGCGCGAGAAGGACCUGGCUGAAAUGCAAGACGUAUGGCACCGGAAAAUAGCGGCAGCGCUUGCGAACCUGACGGUGCUGGGCGGAGAAGUGUUCCGUCUCCGCUCGAGGCUGCGGGUGCUUGAAGCCACCAAGAAUGAGGGUGCGAAGAAGGUGAGUAUGUGA
This is a messenger RNA of Klebsormidium nitens, 1143 nucleotides long. The record is from the annotation of a GenBank genome assembly. NCBI's taxonomy places the organism in Eukaryota, Viridiplantae, Streptophyta, Klebsormidiophyceae, Klebsormidiales, Klebsormidiaceae.